UAUGGUCUGUGUUGCAGGUCUGCCCAUCAUGCAGGUGCAGAUCGACAUCUCCAGACAGCAGGUUGAGAAGAUCUUUGGUCUGGACGACUACUGGUGCCAGUGUGUCGCCUGGAGCACUACGGGAACCCAGAAGAGCCAAAAGGCAUAUGUCAGGAUCGCCUACCUGAGGAAGAACUUUGAGGAGGAGCCAAUGGGGAAGGAAGUAGCGUUGAACCAGGAAGUGUUGUUACGAUGUCAUCCUCCAGAGGGUGUACCACCAGCUGAGAAACUAUACUAUAUCGCACCUGCUCUCUUGGCAGCCAUCAUGUAG
Molecule: messenger RNA, 310 nt
Organism: Coregonus clupeaformis (lake whitefish)
Lineage: Eukaryota; Metazoa; Chordata; Actinopteri; Salmoniformes; Salmonidae
Product: netrin receptor unc-5 homolog
Exons: 3
Coding region: 2-310 (102 amino acids)
Source: RefSeq, a predicted model, not a curated record